Anopheles coustani is the source of this 2863-nucleotide messenger RNA. RefSeq lists its product as uncharacterized. The coding region runs from base 337 to 1458 and encodes 373 amino acids. The transcript is spliced from 3 exons. NCBI's taxonomy places the organism in Eukaryota, Metazoa, Arthropoda, Insecta, Diptera, Culicidae. The record is from RefSeq and is a predicted model, not a curated record.
CCUCAAAUCAAGCAGCUUGAUUUCGCUUUGGUAAAAAAAGUCCAGUGCUUCGCCUCGACAGCUACACAAAACACCUAUCCGCGAACGAGCAAAACCGAACGCUCGAGCUUGACAAAACGUGUCGCCACUGGUUCAGGGAAUAGGCUUUCUACGAACGGUUGUUACAUCGCGCGUGUUGUGAUACCCCACAGGCCGAGCCAAAGCGGAACGGCGUAGCACAAAGUACAGCGUCUCAAGUGUUCUGUCUAUUUCACACGGCUCAGUGUAGCAACAGCAUUCGGUUGCAAGAUCCUGCUUCAUUUGUGCGCUCAACGGUGUGUUGUAUUGCUUGGGAAAAUGUCGGAUACGAAGUCGGAAGAGCAAGCAGUGGCCGCUAAUGCGAAGCCAGAAGGAGAGACCGCGGAAAUUAAGUCACCGACUAAGAGAACUCCAAAGCGAAAAGCGGACGCGUUCCAGAAGGAAAGCGAGGAAUUGUUGAAAACACUCGGAGUAACGGUCGAUAUGGAGGAUGGACGACGGCGAACGCGAUCCAGCGCACGUGGAGGUGGUCCGGCAACGCCAACGGCGACACCGGCAACACCACCGGCAAAGCGAGCACGAGGCGGGGCUCAAACGCCCACUUCCAAACGGGGCAAGCCGACGGAAGAGGUAGUUCCGGGAGAAGAGUCCCACAACACCGACAAGGGCACACCCAAAAAGCGAACCCAUGUGGAACCGAAAAAACUAGAUCUGACGGAUAAGAACGAAGCAUCCAGUAAGGACGAUAAGGACCAACCGGAAGUGGACGGCACUGAAACUUCCACGGCGGUUGCAAAGGAUGCGGAUAGCGAGAAAGAGGUAACCAAGGAUAAAGAAGCUGAAUCAGUCAAGGACGAGGCUGACUCGACAAAAGAUGCCGCUGAAGUAAAACAGCAGGAGCCAGCUAAAACAGAAGAUGCGCAGAAAGAAACGACAACCGUCACGGGAGAGAAGAACGAUUCAGGCGUUGAGGAAAUCAAGUCGGAUAGCAGCAAAACACCCGACACGCCGAUGGAGGUUGAUGUGCAGGAGGAUAAACCACCCGCAGUAGUGGCCGACGAGGCUAAACCAACUAACGACGUCAAACCGACCGAUGAGGAAAAAACUGCUGUCCAGGAGUCGGAGCAACUGCCGCCUAGUGUGGACGAAACUGGAAGUUCAGCUAAAGAGGAAAAUGUUGGCAAGUCAGCUGAGAGCAACGGAACGCCGGAAGUAAAAGAUGUAACUUCGGAGACGGAGACAGAAGUAGUGCAAGCUACUGAUGUGUUGAAGGAAAGUGCUCCUACCCAAGAAGCAGAAAAAACCCCCAGCAGUGUAUCGGUGAAUGACGUUGUUUCAGCGGCGCAGAAUAAUGCGAACGAAAAAGAUAGUCCAACUGUGGAAUCUAAAAUUGUAACCAACGAUACGGCAGCAGUAGAACCAGCAACUGCUGCACCAUAAGAAAUUCCCGCCAGGCCCGACGAAUUUAUUUUUUUGAUUAAUUUUAGCGUAUCCUGCGAUUUCUUAUAUUUUUCACGAUUGAUGAAUUAUUAAUUUUUGAAUUGAACUACCGAUAAUCUGUUGGGCCAAAAUGAAUACAUCUGCGAAGAGUUAGCAUUUUAUGAAUCGUUGUUUUUACGUCAACGAACGUAGAGCAUGCGUGUUGAAAUAAUAAUUACCCUCUUGACAUUUAUUUUGCUACAUAUACCGACUUCAAACCAAUACAAAUUUCAUCCCGCGCAUGUGAUUAAGCUUCUCUUGAUACGGCAAUGAUUCAGUAAGCUAUUUUACAAUAUUCAAUUUGAUUUCACAAAACGCUAAUUUUCUAGAAAAUUUUUGUUUCUAAACAGUCAUAUUAUUCAGCAUCAAAUAAUCAUAAUUCUAACUGGUGUUGAAUCGUACGCGCAAAUUUCAUUAAAAAGAACGUUUUUUGUUUAAAUUCUCUACCGAUGGCCAUCAUUUUUUUUUCUUUGACACAAUUUGAAACAAGACAGGGUAGGACGUGCAGAAAGAGUUUUGACCAUACUGAUCGCGAUCGAAAGGACAUCGCGAGUUAAGGUAGAACGGUUAACCUUACGUUUUCUAGUUAUUGCCAUCCUAGUUUAUUGUUUGUUAAGGGAAAUGAUCACAAAGUUCGGUACACCCGAAGCUCGAGAAGGUUGAACGUUGUGGCGACAACAGCCAUGAGUGGAAGGGGAUAGUAAUAGUUUUGUAGAAUUAAUCUUCAGGCUGCUGUAUUGAAGGCGGACGAAAGCUAGCACAGCAAGCAAUAAAAAGGGCGCAAUGAAAAACGAGCAUGAGUAUUGGAGGAAUUUUGCGUAGUUUCUAUUUUUACUUUUACUGCCUUUCUGGUUGAAACUUGUCGCAAUAUCCAUCAUCAUCGAUAGUAAUUACCAAAAGUAAUGACUCAUUCGUUCAACGUCGACUGAGCAACAUGCCUGUUUGUUUAGGUGGACAAUUAGUUGAUGGAAGCGCGACUCCACGGUACAACGCUGUACAAAUCUUGUUAGAAGAGUUAAUAUUAAAACAAUAUUUACAAGAAUAUACCGAGGAAUCACUACAGGAAAACAUUAGUUACAAAGCUGUAAAAAGAGACACGAAUGAAUUCUGGCACAUAGCGACACCACAUUGCAGCAGGCAAUCGAAAUCAAUUCAUAUUUUCUUAAAUAUGCAAACAAAAAACACACAUCAACCGAACAGAAGCAAGUUGUUCGUAAUCAAAACCUUCACAAUCGCCUACAAUACGGAUGGUGCGGAAAACGUUUUUACCUGAGAACUAUGUAGGUUAGUUCACUGUAAUUAUAAUGUUUAUAUUGAAGAAUUUGGAUGAAAUAUAAAAUGAAGUAGUGUUUUGGGAAGAAACGAU